This is a messenger RNA of Abrus precatorius (Indian licorice), 481 nucleotides long. Its product is annotated as auxin-responsive protein SAUR76-like. The transcript has a single exon. Lineage: Eukaryota; Viridiplantae; Streptophyta; Magnoliopsida; Fabales; Fabaceae. Bases 90 to 470 code for a protein of 126 amino acids. The record is from RefSeq and is a predicted model, not a curated record. Gene Ontology annotation, biological process: response to auxin.
UCCAUUGCUACUUCCUUAUCAACCCUCUCUUUAUCCCUAUCCCUCAAAAAAUCUUAAUUACUCCCCGCCCCCCUAAGAAAAAAGAAAGCAUGAAGAAGAUCAAUGUAAUACUCCGCAAGUGCAAGAGCUUGUCUAAGCAACUAGGAAGAUCUUCAUCAUAUAGUAGCCUGAGGUCCAAAUCUGCUAAGGAAGACUUAUGGGCAGGACAUGGAAUGCAAGAUGAAGAAAAUUGUGAAACUAUAUUUGUUGGCAGCACAAGGAAACAGUAUAUGAUCAGCUCCAAGUAUCUGAAUCAUCCACUUCUUAAAGCUUUGAUCAACAAGUCAAAGCAAAAGGGCAGUGAUGAAAGUGUUUUGGUGGUUAACUGUGAGGUGGUUCUCUUUGAUCAUCUAUUGUGGAUGUUAGAGAACGCAGAUCCUAAGUUUGGUUAUGACUCUUUCGAAGAAUUGGCUGAACUCUAUGUGUUUUAAGAGUAAUUUUA